This is a messenger RNA of Hydractinia symbiolongicarpus, 1317 nucleotides long. RefSeq names its product microfibril-associated glycoprotein 4-like. Bases 94 to 1266 code for a protein of 390 amino acids. The transcript is spliced from 7 exons. The record is from RefSeq and is a predicted model, not a curated record. NCBI's taxonomy places the organism in Eukaryota, Metazoa, Cnidaria, Hydrozoa, Anthoathecata, Hydractiniidae.
CAGAUGCAUUUAUUUGUUAAAAAUUUCUUGUACAAAAUUCGUGCUUAGAUUCUCCAUUUGAAACAGUGAUAACUUCAAUACUUUGUUACAAACAUGGAGGCAAAAUUAUUGCUAUGCGGUUUGUUAGCGCUUAUCUUAGUGCAUGCCAUUGCAGCACAAACUUGCCAAUGCGUAAAUGGUUUGAAUGGGCGAGAUGGUCGUGAUGGUAUGCCAGGAAGAGAUGGUAGAGACUGCAUGAAUAUUACACUGAGCGGAGGGGCUAGUGGAAGUGGUCAACCUGGACGAGAUGGAGCUCGAGGAAGAGAUGGCCCACAAGGACCAAGAGGAUACAGGGGCCCACAAGGACCAAAAGGAGAUAGAGGGCCACCAGGAAGUGGUUCAGGUGGUUUGGAUAGAGCAGCCAUUGAAAGAAUGGUGAAAGACCUUAUUAAAGCUGAGGGUGGCAGUGGAACAAGUAGUGGUGGUGGUAGCUCUCUUAAGAGAGUCACUGUUUGUUCCAAACAACGAAAAGAUGUAUGUGGAUCAUGUCAAUGCAAAGACAAGAAUUAUGCUGAUGAAUUCUUUAGCAGAGGAUACUAUUGUGAUUGCCAAAACGUUAAAGCUGCACGUGACUGCAAAGAGCAUUUGAGAAAUGGAAAUUCCAAUGAUGGCAUCUACUUAAUCAACCCAGCUGGAGAUCAUCCGUUCCCAGUCUUCUGUGACAUGAACUCCGAUGGCGGAGGUUGGACUGUCUUCCAGAGACGUAUUGAUGAUACUGUUGACUUCAAGCGAGAUUGGUUUUCAUACAAAAACGGAUUCGGAAAUUUGCAACACGAGUUCUGGUUGGGACUUGAAAAUAUUUUCCUCAUCCAAUUAUAUGACGAUCGAAGAGGAACUGAAAUGAGAAUGGACUUCCAAGAUAAAGAUGGCAAAACUUACACUGAGAAGUAUGGCAUGUUCGAAAUUGGGGAUGAGAGUACCAAAUACAGACUGGGUCUGGCUGGCUACAACGGAGAUGCUGGUGACUGGAUGAAAGAUUACAAGAACAAGAAAUUCUCCACCUACGAUAAUGACAACGACGAGUAUGGAGCAGACAGUGCGCUCAGCUAUGGUGCUUUCUGGCACGGCUAUGGCCCAAGUUAUCCUUACAAUCCUAAUGGAGCGUAUGGUUUUGUUCAAAAAUACAGCCGUAGCUACGACCAACCACAAGUGAAAGCUUUUAGUGGCAAAGUGAGAGGGGCUCGCGUCUACCUGACUAAGAUUGAAAUGAAAAUCAGAAGAAAGUAAUUCUGUAAAAUUUUUAUCAACAGAAAAUAAAUAAACUUAUAGUUAAAAAAA